Molecule: messenger RNA, 355 nt
Organism: Staurois parvus
Lineage: Eukaryota; Metazoa; Chordata; Amphibia; Anura; Ranidae
Source: the annotation of a GenBank genome assembly
UACACUAAUAAUCAGGGCAUUGAUGAUCAGUGUACAUGUCCCCUUGAGAAAUGCCGCUUACUGGCUCUCCUCUCCUCACACGCUGUCAGCUGAUCACAAUAGAGCCUAUGUCAUCAGUUCUUUACUGCGAUCGGUGAUCCGCUCUGUCCCAGGAACACAACGUGCCACCGUUCAUUGGGCUCCCACAGGGGCCCCUAUCAGUGUCACUGAUCAUCGGUGCCCCGAUUAUCAGUGCAGCCCCAUUGGGGCUGCCUAUCAGUGCCCAUCUGUGCCGCCUAUUAGUGCCUCCUCAUCAAUGCCCAUUAGUGUCACCUCAUCAGUGCAGCCUCAUCAAUGCACAUCAAUGGAGAAAAAU